AUGGUUUGGUUGGGAGUGUGUUCAAAAGGUGUAACACCAUUGGUAAUUUUGGACAAAGCCACGAUAAAGCAUGCUCGUUAUAUUCAAGAAGGGCUGCCCGUGGCUCUUAAAUACGAAAAUCAAGUGUUUGGCGAUGAUUGGAUAUUUCAACAAGAUGGAGCAAGGCCACACACAUACGAUUUAACUCAACAAUGGUGCAAAGGCAAUUUUCCUGCGUUUAUAGAUAAGGAUCAUUGGUCCCCAGAUAGUCCGGAUUUGAACCAUUUGGACUAUUCCAUUUGGGAUGAAUUUGUUCACGUUAUCAAUUGGGACAAAGUAAAGUCAAAAGCAACCCUAAUUCAAGAACUAAAACGUGCAGUAAAAAACAUUCAAGAAGAAGUUGUAUUUGAAAGCUGUAACAGUUGGACAAAUCGUUUGUAUCGUUUGUCAACAAAUGAUUUCGGUUAUUUACGUUAA
Messenger RNA from Didymodactylos carnosus, 456 nucleotides. Lineage: Eukaryota; Metazoa; Rotifera; Eurotatoria; Philodinida; Philodinidae. The record is from the annotation of a GenBank genome assembly.